Anolis carolinensis (green anole) is the source of this 4819-nucleotide messenger RNA. It is a transcript of the gene plcl2, whose product is annotated as phospholipase C like 2. Gene Ontology annotation, molecular function: inositol 1,4,5 trisphosphate binding; GABA receptor binding; phosphatidylinositol-4,5-bisphosphate phospholipase C activity. Bases 569 to 3946 code for a protein of 1125 amino acids. The transcript is spliced from 7 exons. Lineage: Eukaryota; Metazoa; Chordata; Lepidosauria; Squamata; Anolidae. Gene Ontology annotation, biological process: phosphatidylinositol-mediated signaling; release of sequestered calcium ion into cytosol; regulation of synaptic transmission, GABAergic. The record is from RefSeq and is a predicted model, not a curated record.
AUUUUGGGCAAAGCGGGGGACGCCAGGGCUGGGAGAAAGAAGAAGCUCAAGGAAGCAGAAGCAGCAGCGUUAUUAUUAUUGCAGGGCGUUGAGGCUGAGAAGUUGGGAAGCGCAGAGAGAGAUUGAGAGAAAGAGGCGGGUCGGGAGCGCGCUCUCAGAGAGAGAAAGGAAGCGCGCUCCCGCUCUUGGCGAUAGUCAGUCUUGACACCGAGGCGCCUUGAUGCUGCAUGAGGAAGAAAGGACGAGGUCCAUUUGUUGCUGUUUGGAAAGAGGUGCCGAAGAAGCUGAAGAGCUACCGCUGGCAGAACCAGGGCAUCCAAGAUCCUUCCUGCAGCCUCUGAGGUUGGACUAAAAGGCCAUUGCCAAGACAGUUUGACAACUGGCUGCUUCUUCGGCUCCUUUGUGCGUAUGCAGACAUAUAUAUUUCUCUGUGGAGGGGGAAGAAAAAGCGGAAGAAGAGGAAGACGGGGUCACUGCUGCUGCUACUGAAGCAUCAUCGCUCGGAGGAGGAGGAGCAGCAGCAGAGAGAGAGGACAAUAUUGUUGCUUCUUCACAACCAGUGCGGCUGAUGGCGGAGUUUGGCAGCAGAGGGGCUGGCAUCCCCAGCAGUGGGGGGAUAGCCUCCCCUCCUAGCCCAGCACUUGGCAAAAUGGCAUUUAAAGCAGGGGAUGGGGAAGGGGGAGGGGGCGGUGGUGGUGGCGGAGGUGGGGCUCCGAGGACCCACUUGGACACCACCGGCAAUGGGGUCUCCAACGGGGACUGUACUCUUUUGGGAACCCGAGAAGACACCGAGGCGGUCCAGCCUGGCAGCCCCAGCGUAGAGAGAGGAUGUUCCACCCUGCACCCAGAUGGCAAAUCUGGUAUCCCCAGAAAAACCAGCAUCAUCAAGGAUGGUACAAAGCAAAAAAGAGAACGGAAAAAGACGGUGUCGUUUAGCAGCAUGCCUACUGAGAAGAAGAUCAGUAGUGCCAGUGACUGUAUCAACUCCAUGGUUGAAGGUUCAGAACUCAGGAAAGUUCGAUCCAACUCUAGAAUAUACCACCGGUACUUCCUUUUAGAUGCAGAUAUGCAAUCUCUGCGUUGGGAGCCUUCAAAGAAAGAUUCGGAAAAAGCAAAGAUUGAUAUUAAAUCCAUCAAAGAAGUGAGAACUGGGAAAAAUACUGACAUUUUUCGUAGUAAUGGAAUUUCUGACCAGAUUUCAGAAGACUGUGCAUUUUCUAUUAUUUAUGGAGAUAAUUACGAAUCUUUAGAUCUUGUUGCAAAUUCUGCUGAUGUUGCAAAUAUUUGGGUGACUGGGCUAAGAUACCUGAUAUCUUACGGAAAACAUACACUAGACAUGCUUGAAAGCAGUCAAGAUAAAAUGCGGACUUCAUGGGUUUCACAAAUGUUUAAUGAAACAGAUGUAGAUAAUUUGGGGCGUGUAUCCUUAUGCAGAGCUGUACAGUUUAUAAAAAACUUGAACCCUGGUUUAAAAACAAGUAAAAUUGAACUGAAAUUCAAAGAGCUGCACAGAUCAAAAGAUAAACCUGGCACAGAAGUCACAAAGGAGGAGUUUGUUGAAGUUUUUCAUGAACUUUGUACUCGUCCUGAGAUUUAUUUCUUAUUAGUUCAGUUUUCUAGCAAUAAAGAAUUCCUUGAUACCAAGGACCUUAUGAUGUUUUUAGAAGCCGAACAGGGUAUGGCACAUGUCACUGAUGAAAUUAGCCUUGAUAUUAUUCAGAAGUUUGAGCCAUCUAAAGAAGGUCAGGAAAAGGGCUGGCUUUCCAUAGAUGGAUUCACAAAUUAUCUUACGUCCCCAGAAUGUCAUAUAUUUGAUCCAGAGCAUAAAAAGAUAUGUCAGGACAUGAACCAACCAUUAUCUCAUUAUUUCAUAAAUUCAUCUCAUAACACAUACUUGAUUGAGGACCAGUUUAGAGGCCCUUCGGACAUCACAGGAUAUAUUCGUGCUCUGAAAAUGGGAUGUCGCAGUGUUGAGUUGGAUGUGUGGGAUGGUCCUGACAAUGAACCUGUGAUUUAUACAGGUCACACAAUGACUUCACAGAUAGUCUUCCGCAGUGUGAUCGACAUUAUUAACAAAUAUGCAUUCUUUGCUUCCGACUACCCUCUCAUUUUGUGCUUAGAAAACCAUUGUUCUCUCAAGCAACAGAAAGUGAUGGUUCAGCAUAUGAAGAAAAUAUUGGGAGACAAGCUGCACACAGAGUCACCAAACAUAGAGGAAUCUUACCUGCCUUCUCCUGAUUCUCUGAAAGGGAAAAUACUAAUGAAAGCCAAGAAACUUUCUUCUAAUUGCUCUGGGCUAGAGGGAGAUGUUACAGAUGAAGAUGAAGGAGCAGAAAUGUCACAGAGAAUGGGAAAGGACGGGGUGGAGCAGCAGAACACUGUCCCAGUGAAACGGUUUCAGCUGUGUAAAGAACUUUCAGAACUGGUAAGCAUCUGCAAAUCAGUUCAGUUCAAAGAUUUUCAGCUUUCAUUUCAGAUGCAGAAAUAUUGGGAAGUUUGUUCCUUUAAUGAAGUGCUUGCUAACAAAUACGCAAAUGAAAAUCCUGGAGACUUUGUGAAUUACAACAAACGCUUCCUGGCUAGAGUUUUCCCUAGCCCUAUGAGGAUUGAUUCCAGUAAUAUGAACCCCCAGGAUUUUUGGAAAUGUGGCUGUCAGAUAGUGGCAAUGAACUUUCAGACACCUGGACUGAUGAUGGACCUCAACAUUGGUUGGUUUCGACAAAAUGGCAAUUGUGGCUAUGUACUACGGCCUGCUAUAAUGCGGGAAGAAGUAUCUUUUUUCAGUGCAAACACAAAGGACAGUGUGCCUGGAGUUUCACCUCAGCUUCUUCAUGUUAAGAUUAUUAGCGGACAGAAUUUCCCAAAACCAAAAGGGUCAGGUGCCAAAGGUGAUGUUGUGGACCCUUAUGUUUAUGUAGAAAUCCAUGGAAUCCCAGCAGACUGUGCAGAGCAAAGGACAAAAACUGUGCACCAAAAUGGGGACAAUCCAAUCUUUGAUGAGAGUUUUGAAUUUCAGAUUAAUCUUCCUGAACUUGCCAUGGUACGUUUUGUAGUGCUAGAUGACGAUUACAUUGGGGAUGAAUUUAUCGGACAAUACACAAUUCCCUUUGAGUGUUUACAGACAGGCUAUCGGCAUGUUCCACUUCAGUCUUUAGUAGGAGAACCUUUAGCACAUACUUUUUUGUUUGUUCAUGUGGCCAUUACAAAUCGAAGAGGUGGUGGGAAACCUCACAAACGAGGUCUUUCUGUUAGGAAAAGCAAGAAAUCCAGAGAGUAUGCCUGUAUGAGGACGCUUUGGAUUAAAACCGUUGAUGAAGUAUUCAAGAAUGCUGUCCAGCCAAUACGGGAUGCCACAGAUUUGAGGGAGAACAUGCAGAAUGCAGUAGGUUUAUUUAAAGAGCUGUGCGGACUUUCUCCUGUAGCAAAUCUCAUGCAGUGCAUUCUGGCAGUAUCUACGCGCUUGGUGAGAUCUGAUAACACACCCUUGGUAGUAAUGAAUCUUAAUGACCAGUAUCCUGCUAUGGAGCUGCAAGGGAUUGUUCCAGAGGUUUUGAAAAAAAUUGUGACAACGUAUGAAAUGAUGAUUCACAGUAUCAAGACUCUGAUAGAAAAUGCAGAUAAUGUAUAUGAAAAAAUAGUCCAGUGCCAAAAGGCAGCAAUGGAGUUCCAUGAAAACCUACAAAGUAUAGGAGCCAAGGAAGGUUUAAAGGAGAGAAAACUUCAAAAAGCAGUUGAGAGUUUCACCUGGAAUAUUACAAUUUUAAAGGGCCAAGCGGAUCUUCUCAAAUAUGCUAAAAACGAGGCACAGGAGAACCUAAAGCAAAUACACUAUGCUACUGUUUCAUGUGGACUGAACAAGCCAGGAUCGGAAAAUUCAGAGUCUUCAAAACCUCGUCGAAGCCUGGAAGCUAUACCUGAAAAGGCAGCUGAAGAAAAUGGAGAAUGAAAGAAAAUUCUCACUAUUUGGAGUUUAUAACUCUUCAACCAUUGUAGCUGCACAGGACAUUUUGCUUUGCACUUACUAGGGGAGGGGAGGGGUGGGGAGAUCCUGGAAUUUCAAAAGCACAACUGGAAAAGCUAAUUACAAUCCAUGAAAACUGUGAAUGUAUGUAAUGUGUGUGAGGGCAAUUGGAUUGUUCUACCAUGAGACAAUACUGCUGGCUAAAACACGCUGUAUAUGUGUAAACAAUGUUCAUGAUUCAAUAACAGUGUGCAGAAAAUACCAUUGUCACCAAACAGAGAAACACAAUGGUCUUCUUGACUGGAAAUAUGCUAUUAUGGUAAGGGAAGGAGCUUUUGUCAUUGCUCAGAAAAGUGCCUUGAUUUGGGGGGAAAAUCUAGGUGUACGAUACAAUUUCCUUGAUUUAGGAGCAGUGCAGUUCUACAGUCGUCCUGAGGUAAAUAGAUUAAUUGUUGCACAUCUGACCCCCCCCCCCCCGACCCCCUUUUUAAAAAAGCACACAUUUUACCCAAUUGUGUGGUUCAGAUACUUGACAGUGUUGAAUUCUGAAAGUGCUACAGUUGUUCUGGGUUUCUUUUUUGUUCUUGUUGAGCCAUAAAUAAAAAGGGGAAUGUAAAGACGAAGUGCUUACCCACGACGCAGCACACUGUGCGAGACCCAUUGCAUAAGGAGGAACAUGUGCAAUCGGUCUGCCAUUCAAUGCCUGAGUAAAGUGCAUAACCUAUUUACACUGAAGAACAUCUACAGAUGUCUACAGUUAAUGUAAACGUGACCAAACUGCAAACAAAAACAUUGUAAAUAAUUUUAUCAUUUUGUGGAUGUGAAGAAGUAUUCACAUUAAAAUGUUUUAUGAUACAA